Molecule: messenger RNA, 1377 nt
Organism: Fusarium sp. VM40
Lineage: Eukaryota; Fungi; Ascomycota; Sordariomycetes; Hypocreales; Nectriaceae
Source: the annotation of a GenBank genome assembly
AUGGGCGACCUUCAAAGCUUGGCCUCAGAGCCACACCUUCUGCACCGCUCUCUUCUCAGCCGUCCUGAACCCGUCGCCUCUGCGUCAGGCGUCUGGAUCACACUAUCUUCUGGCCGUAAGAUUCUCGAUGGUUGCGCCGGCGCUGCUGUAGCCAUCAUUGGUCAUGGGAACACUGAAGUUCGCGAUGCUAUGGUCGAGCAGAUUUCAAAAGUGUCAUACGUACACACCAUGACCUAUACCACGGACAGUUCAGAGAACCUAGCCAAUUAUCUUCUCGAGGGAGAGCCGUUCGACCUGACGAGGGUGUAUCUCGUGGGCUCGGGGAGUGAGGCUAUGGAUUCGGCUAUGAAGCUCGCUCGGCAGUAUCAUGUUGAGAACGGACAACCGCAGCGCACACGCUUUGUUUCAAGGAGGCAGGCUUAUCAUGGGAACACUAUCGGUGCCAUGAGCGUAGGCAGCCAUUUGGCCCGAAGAGCUCCCUAUGAAAAUGCAAUCUUGCUCGACAACGUGAGCUAUGUUAGCCCCGCGUACGAAUACCGAGUGAGGAAAGACAACGAGACAGAAGAGGAGUACGCGCAGAGAUUGGUUGACGAGCUCGAAGCGGAGUUCCAAUCUGUUGGGCCAGACAAGAUCAUGGCUUUUAUAGCAGAGACUGUUGGAGGCGCAACAGCAGGCUGCAUCACACCACCAGCUGGAUACUUGGAAGGUGUAGGAAAGGUCUGCCGGAAGUACGGCAUUCUUCUGAUCCUCGACGAAGUCAUGUGUGGAGUUGGACGAUGCGGCACCUUCUUCGCUUUUGAGAAAGAUGGCGAUGUGCGUCCUGAUAUCGUCACGACUGGAAAGGGUCUGGGGGGAGGAUAUGCGCCUAUUGCCGCGACGCUUGUUCACAGACAUAUCAUCGAUACGCUCAAGAAGGGAACGGCGAGUUUCAACCAUGGACACACGUAUCAAGCCCACCCUGUGAGUUGUGCCGCAGCGCUAGCGAUUCAGAAGAUCGUCAGGAGAGAUGGCCUAGUGUCUCGCUCAGCCACACUAGGGGAGCGGUUACACAAGUCUCUCAUCGAGGUAUUUCAAGAUCUAAAAUUCGUGGGGAAUAUUCGAGGUCGAGGGUUAUUCUGGGGGAUGGAGUUUGUGCAGGAUAAGAAGACGAAGAAACCGUUUGAUAGCAAGAUUCGUUUUGGUGUGAGGGUGCAGGAGAGGGCUUUUGAGUUGGGGUUGGCGGUUUAUCCUGGGACUGGGACGGCUGAUGGGCAUAAGGGAGAUCAUAUCAUCUUGUCUCCGCCGUUAACGAUUACGGAGGAGGAGAUGGAUAUGAUGGUUGGGUUGUUGAAAAAGGCUUAUGAUGAUGUUGCUGCUGGUUUCGGUUCUACGGGUUAA